AUACAGGAAGAUAGUGAUUUUUAGCAAUACUUUCAGAUAUAGGUAUUUUUUAAAGAUUCUUAUAUAAGGCUUAUGGUGAAUUGACUAUAAAAAGAGUUCACAUAGGAGUACAGUUUUUAUCAGUGAUAUAAAAUCUUUCCUAUAAUUAGAGUUAUAUAUAGAGAGGAAUAGCGUUUUCAUUCAUUAACUCACCAAUCAAUAUGUAUAAAACGUUUUUUUUUUGACACGAGCAUAAACUUUUAUUACUAAGAAACAUACUAGAACUCUUGAAAAUUUGAAUAUCUAUCUAAUAAUCAAAUUUAUAAAUAAUUCUUUAUAUUUCAAUUGAAAUAUUAAUUUGCCUUCUGAUGUUCCGCCUAUGGUUCAAAUGACCAUCAUCUCAAUCGACCUCAUACUCAUAAUCGACGCCUGCGUAAUUCUUAUGUACUUUGGACCUUAAAAUGUUAUGAGUAAGGAGUUACUGUUAUAUUUUGAUCUGGUGGAUUAGUGUUUGUUACAGAUAACCUUCAUACAUAUAUAUGUAUAUUUAUUAGUGUAGUUUUAAUUAGUAAAUAUACAAUAAUUUCUCAAGAAUAUGUCAAUUACACAACAGUAUUAUUAUAUUGUUGCUGUAUCUUAUUAACUGAAAAUAUUAAAUAAUGCAAUAAUGGAAAACACGUUUAUUCGAGAAUUAGAUAUAAACAUUGGUUCAAGAAGUACAGUAUUAAAAUUGCACCAAAAAAUAGAAGGCGAUGUUAGUUGUGUAGUUUGGGAUGCGGCAAUAAUUUUAGCUAAAUAUUUAGAAAAAUGGAAUGAAAAUAAUGUAGGAUAUUUUAGAAAUAAAGCAAUAAUUGAAUUAGGAGCAGGAGUGGGUUGCGUUGGAAUAACUGCAGCUGCAUUAGGUGGUGAUGUUACUUUAUCAGACUUACCAGAAGCUUUACCAUUGCUGAAUUUAAAUGUAAAAGAAAAUAAAACGUGUUGGGAAGGAAAUCAGGGUUUAAUACGAAUAAUUCCUCUAGAUUGGGGAACAGAGGUUGAAUUAAAGUCUCCAGAUAUAAUUUUAUUGGCAGAUUGUGUUUAUUACGAAGAGUCAGUAUUGCCGUUAAUAAGAACAUUAAAAGCAUUAGCAAGAAGUGAUACAGAAAUUUUAGUAUGCCAGGAAAUUAGGGAUACUCAGAAACAAGUGGAAUGCUGGGAAUUGUUUAUUAAAAAUCUCAAAAAGUAUUUUACAAUUACUAUAGUACCAAUGGAAGAUCAUCAUGAAGAGUUCUCUAGCUUGGAUAUUGUGAUUUUGAAAUUAACAAAAUUGUAACAUUUUUAUAUCUUUUAGAAAGAAAAAAUUACACAUUUCUCGGGAUCUAUGAACAGUCUUUCGAUGAAUUGGAUUCAAUUAAAUGUAAACUGAGUUGAGAUUUGUAUGUGACACUGUACAAUGCAAUUAACAUCGCGCAUCCACCCUUAAUAGAGCUAAGCUGAUAUUUUCCAAUGAAGUUAAGUAGGAGUCGUCCCGGAUAAAAUAUGGUAUUCUGGGUGUACCAAACAGAUAUCAAACCCACCAUCACCCUUCCAAAUAAAACAAAUAUCAGUUCAGACAAAACUUUUCAAAAUUUAAGGGCUGAUCUGCUUGGUAUCACAGGGGUAAUGUUAAUAUACUCCUACCACAGCCUUAGAGGCGAUGCUAAAAUCUGCCUCACCUUCAUCUUAUAGUAAAAAAAAUUUGAAACCAGACAAUCUGAUAGGUCACUUAAUGAUUCUACAAUUGAUUAAAGUAGAAAGGAGUGACAAACCAAUGGACCCAAUUCAUAGCACGACAAACAUCCCAUUUGAAGUGGUAACCUCUCUAGUAUAUAGAUGAUUUGAAACUAGCUCAGGUAACUGAAUUGGGCAUUUUUCAACUAAAAGACAAGCUCUCUGUACCAUUGGAAAAAUUACUAUUUUUCAGGUAGUUUAUAGCAGUAAAAAUCUAUGCUCAGGAGUGUUGGCAUCUGCUGUAAGCACAUUCUCUUUGAUAGCUAAGAGGCCUUCAAAGAUAUUGAGUGCACGUCCAAGCUAGUGAUGGCGUACAAAUGAACCCACGAUGUACUACCUCUUAGAAAUAAAGUAACUAUAAUGUGGCUAAUAUGGUAUACCAGGCAAUGAAGCAGACCACCUAACUAAAAAAGGGCAAAUAUGUUUCAGACCAGAGACCUACUGUAAUGUCAUGAGGAGUCACAUCAAUAACAAAUAGAUGACUAAAAAAUCAGAUGGAGUCUUAUUAUCUAAGACAAUCCAAAAGAUUCAUAAUCAUGUCAGCUAAUAAGAGUGAAGAACUUCUUGAUUCCGAAAUCGUCAUUAAACUGGUGAUCAGUGUUUUGACAGUUAACUGCCCUUUAUGACGAUGUGCAUAACAGAUAACAGCAACUGCAGAUUCUGAGAGAUAGCCAUAGAGGCAGCAGAACAUCUCUGCAAAUGUCCUGUUGAUUUAAUCAAAAAGCAUUCAUUAAAAAAAGUCUAUGUAUUUCUGAAGUAGAACAAUAAGAUGCAGAGUCUUGUAAAAAAUAUUUAAGUAUAGGUGUAGAGUAGCUGAAAAACUAAUACGAUUCACCAAACAAUCUACAAUCUAGCUUAUUUUUAAAAUGUAGUAGCUCUAUGAAUAGUCAAAGGUGAUAUAAAAACAAAUAUUUGUGAAUAAUGGUUUUUAUAUUUAGAUUGUUGUCUUCAGAGGUAAAACUACACAAUAUAUUGAUCCAUAUCAAGUCAUGCUUUGAGAAUAUUUUAUUUUUUCUUGUUUGGUAGUCAUAACUUAAUUUUCCAAUUUUAUAUUAAAAGAAAAUAUGAACAGUCUUGGUUUUAUUAUAUAAAAUAUUGUUAAAUUUGAGUUGAUGCCUACAGUUUCUUAUUGUACAUCAAACUAUACUACAUGUAACAGUUAUUCAAGUCUUGUUCGAGGUUAAAGUAAAAAAUCAGAAAACGGUAUUAUUUGUUUAGUAAACCCA
Messenger RNA from Diorhabda sublineata, 2954 nucleotides. Its product is annotated as protein N-lysine methyltransferase METTL21D-like. The transcript is spliced from 3 exons. Gene Ontology annotation, cellular component: cytosol; cytoplasm. Bases 647 to 1291 code for a protein of 214 amino acids. Gene Ontology annotation, molecular function: protein-lysine N-methyltransferase activity. NCBI's taxonomy places the organism in Eukaryota, Metazoa, Arthropoda, Insecta, Coleoptera, Chrysomelidae. The record is from RefSeq and is a predicted model, not a curated record. Gene Ontology annotation, biological process: peptidyl-lysine methylation.